UAUGCAUUAGCCGAUAGGGUUUGUCAGUCAUUGGCACUACCUUUACCAUUCCCUUUUACCCUUUUAUUUUUCUGGUGUGAAUUCAACCACCUAAAAAACCACCUAUUAUAAUCCUCUAUUCCCUAUUCUUCUCUCUUCUCAUUCAUAAUCAUAUUCUCCCUUUUUCCUUCGAAUUUCUCCUUGCAUUUUUAACAAUGCCGAACUCCGGCGACCCCAAUCCCGGCUGCUUUUCCGGCAUGUUGCGGCGGCUUCUUUGCACUGGCAACCUUCCCACUCACCCAUCUGAAGCUCUAAACGAAUCACAGUUUGACAUACCAAAAGCAGAGGCUAAACUUGUGGCUCGAGCGGCCGAGUCCGGGCCGGGCGUGGUGGCUCGGCUGAUGGGCUUGAGUUCGCUUCCAGACGCCAAUUGGGUCCCGAACCAUCGAGCCAGACCAGGUGCGGUCUCGCGGAGUAAGUCCGUGAAUUUCGCUGAUUAUUUGCUCGAUUUCGACUCGAACCAAGCCCACCACCGCCGAAUCCGAACCUCCGCUUCGUUUCGUGAGGUCCCACCAUUGAACCCACACAACCAUUUCUUUGUUCUUUACGCUAAGGAUUAUUUCGACAGCUACGGAAUUGAUUCCAAUUUGAAGAAACCCGAAACGCAGCGUCUUGAGGAAGGGAAACAGAGUAAUGAACAGAGUAGUAAUGAUUUGAAGAAGACGAAGAAGAAGAAGAAGGAAAAUGCGAGGAAUGAUAUCAAGAUUUCGAAGCUUAAAGACGAGCCAAGAAGGGUAAAUAGAAAGAAAUUCACCGAGAGUAAAAAAUGCAGCAUGGGUAAAGAUUCGGUCUCUGUUUUACCUUCGUGUAAAUACAAAUACAAACAGAGUAUCCCCAAAAAUGACGGUGUUGUGACUCGGAAGAAGCCCACAAAGCCAAAGAAAGCCGCCAUUGGAACGGAGCUCGACAAGAAGAAGAAGAAUAACGUUCGUCAUGUCGGGCAGAAACCCGACAUCGAACCCGACCCGGAAAAUUCCAGUCCAGUUUCGGUUCUUGAUGUCGGCAGAAUCGAUUUCUCAGAUGAGAUGCAAAUUGGUGUGAAUAACAGAGAUUACGAUUAUGGUGAAUUGGUGGAAAGGAUAUGCAGAUUGGCAGAGAAAGAUAUAAGAGAUGCAAAAUGGACGGCUAAGAUUAAGAAUGUGGAUGAAUCUGAAGCGUUGGAAGAAUUAUGCAUGGAGAUUGAACGACAUGUUGUCGAUGUAUUGUUGGUUCAUACUCUAGAUGAGUUAGUGUACUUGUUGUAGGCUGUUCUUAAGUUUCAAAUUGCACUGCAAAUUCCUUAAUAAAGACAAAAACAUCUCAAUCUGUA
This is a messenger RNA of Benincasa hispida (wax gourd), 1348 nucleotides long. RefSeq lists its product as uncharacterized. Lineage: Eukaryota; Viridiplantae; Streptophyta; Magnoliopsida; Cucurbitales; Cucurbitaceae. The record is from RefSeq and is a predicted model, not a curated record.